AUGACGAGCCAGUCUAACCCGUCCGUUACAACCUUUCAAUCGACGACAACCGCUAAUUCGACAACGCCGUUUGGGGUGUCCCCGCACCCGCAGAAAGACUACGCUGCAGCUUUUGGCACCCUGCAGUCACGAUACGGGACCAGUGGCGUCGUCCCGUCGCCCAAGAAAGAUCCGUCUAAGAAAUUACCGCAACCUGCCCAGUCGUCGACGGAGCCAGCGUCCGGAACGUCUUCACACACAUUCGUCCCUUCUUCCCCCAAGUUCACAACUUCAGAGACGUCCUCCACUGACGACGUCUCGAACCCGAAGAAGCCCAAAGGAUCGAAAUCUUUCUUAAAGGCAAUGUUCAAAGGUUCUUACCUUCUCGUUCUCGCUACUCGUCAUGACAGUCAUUCUCUGCGUUCAGGAAAGGCCAAGGAGACGUGA
Messenger RNA from Cyclocybe aegerita, 426 nucleotides. The record is from the annotation of a GenBank genome assembly. Lineage: Eukaryota; Fungi; Basidiomycota; Agaricomycetes; Agaricales; Hemipholiotaceae.